This is a messenger RNA of Telopea speciosissima, 769 nucleotides long. Its product is annotated as NDR1/HIN1-like protein 6. The transcript has a single exon. The coding region runs from base 8 to 763 and encodes 251 amino acids. NCBI's taxonomy places the organism in Eukaryota, Viridiplantae, Streptophyta, Magnoliopsida, Proteales, Proteaceae. The record is from RefSeq and is a predicted model, not a curated record. Gene Ontology annotation, cellular component: plasma membrane.
GCUAGCAAUGGCAGAGCAUCAGAAAAUACAUCCAGUGGAUCCAGAAGCGCCACCACCCACGGUGCCAUUAGUACCAGAGGGUUCAACAAGAUCGGAAAAAGGUGAUCCAGUCGAGCAAUACCCUCCAGUGUACCGCCGGACAUUUCCGGUGGUGCAAUCGAAUCCACCACCAAAGAAGAGAAGUUGUAGUUGUUGCAGGUGUUUGUGUUGGACAAUUAGCCUUCUCAUACUUCUAGUGAUUAUCAUUGCAGCUACGGUUGGUAUUCUUUAUCUUGUCUUCCAACCAAAAGUUCCCUCCUACUCCAUAGAUCGUUUGAGGAUCACUCAGUUUAUGAUAAACACAGAUAUGAGCCUCUCUGCUAAAUUCACCAUUAGGCUCACAGCUAGUAAUCCAAACAAGAAAAUAGGAAUAUAUUAUGAGGAUGGAAGCAACAUUAGUGCUUGGUAUACAAGUACUAAGUUAUGUGAAGGGUCUUUACCAAAAUUCUAUCAAGGUCAUCAGAACACUACUGUUCUUGAUAUCCAAUUAACAGGUCAAAUUCCUAACGGGAAUAUUGUUGUUCAGGCAUUAUCUCAGCAACAACAAACAGGCAAUAUUCCAUUGAUUCUUAAUGCUAAAGUUCCAGUGAGUUUGAAGCUUGGAAGAUUGAAGCUUAUGAAGGUGAAGCCUAAUGUCAGGUGCAAUUUGGUGGUGGAUAGCUUGACUCAGAAUAAUUUGAUUAGCAUUAAAACUAGUAGCUGUAAAUUGAUGCUUAAGCUUUAGUUUUUU